Molecule: messenger RNA, 1236 nt
Organism: Pipistrellus nathusii (Nathusius's pipistrelle)
Lineage: Eukaryota; Metazoa; Chordata; Mammalia; Chiroptera; Vespertilionidae
Source: the annotation of a GenBank genome assembly
AUGUUUGCAGACUUGGAUUAUGAAAUCGAAGAGGAUAAACUCGGAAUCCCUACGGUGCCCGGGAAGGUGACCCUGCAGAAGGAUGCUCAGAACCUGAUCGGGAUCAGCAUUGGCGGAGGGGCCCAGUACUGCCCCUGCCUCUACAUCGUCCAGGUAUUUGACAACACGCCGGCAGCCCUGGACGGCACCGUGGCAGCUGGCGAUGAGAUCACCGGUGUCAACGGCAGGUCAAUCAAAGGAAAAACUAAGGUGGAGGUGGCAAAGAUGAUCCAGGAAGUGAAGGGGGAGGUGACCAUCCACUACAACAAGCUGCAGGCGGACCCCAAGCAGGGCAUGUCCCUGGACAUCGUGCUGAAGAAGGUGAAGCACCGGCUGGUGGAGAACAUGAGCUCGGGGACUGCGGAUGCGCUGGGCCUGAGCCGGGCCAUCCUGUGCAAUGACGGGCUUGUCAAGAGGCUGGAGGAGCUGGAGCGGACCGCUGAGCUCUACAAAGGGAUGACGGAGCACACCAAGAGCCUCCUGCGGGCCUUCUACGAGCUGUCGCAGACGCACCGGGCCUUUGGGGACGUGUUCUCCGUGAUCGGGGUGCGGGAGCCCCAGCCGGCGGCCAGCGAGGCUUUCGUGAAGUUCGCGGACGCCCACCGCAGCAUUGAGAAGUUUGGCAUCCGGCUGCUGAAAACCAUCAAGCCGAUGCUGACGGACCUGAACACGUACCUCAACAAGGCCAUCCCCGACACCCGCCUCACCAUCAAGAAGUACCUGGACGUGAAGUUCGAGUACCUGUCGUAUUGCCUGAAGGUGAAGGAGAUGGACGACGAGGAAUACAGCUGCAUUGCCCUCGGGGAGCCCCUGUACCGGGUCAGCACCGGCAACUACGAGUACCGCCUGAUCCUGCGCUGCCGCCAGGAGGCCCGCGCCCGCUUCUCCCAGAUGCGCAAGGACGUGCUGGAGAAGAUGGAGCUGCUGGACCAGAAGCAUGUCCAGGACAUCGUGUUCCAGCUGCAGCGCUUCGUGUCCACCAUGUCCAAGUACUACAACGACUGCUACGCCGUGCUGCGGGGCGCCGACGUCUUCCCCAUCGAGGUGGACCUGGCCCACACCACGCUGGCCUACGGGCCCGGCCAGGACGAGCUCACCGACGGGGAGGACGAGGGGGAGGACGAGGGCCCGGCGGCCAGCGAGGCGCGCGGGGCCGCCGGGCCCCUGGACAAGGGGGGCAGCUGGAGUGACCCCUGA